AUGAAUUAACUUGAAAUGAGUGAUGAAGGAGUUGCAGAACAAAUUGUAGAAUUAUGUGAGCAAAUCAAUGAAGGGAUCUGGAAUGAUGAAUCUGAAAUUUUAGAGUCGUUUAAAGAAAUAUUUGAAAAUUUGAAUGAGUAAAAGUAAAAAACUGCUCUUGUUUACAUUAAGAAUAAUUAAUCAACCUAAAUAUAUGUUAAGAAACUUGAAUUGUAAUUCUUAAAUACAGAAGCUCAUUAACCCUAAAUAGAAGAGGUAAUUGAUUAUAAAAAUAUAUAUAAAUAAAUAACUCAUCAACAUACAGAUUGGUCAUAAUUAAUCAAUCUCUUAAAAUAAAAAGAAUUCUGUGAAUAAAAUAAUAUUAAUCCUGUAAUUAUAAAUAAUUUUGAAAUUCUAUAAAAACUUAAAGUAAAAUUAUUCAGCCUAUUAAAAAUAAGUGAACUAACAUAAAUUAAAGAAUUUGGAUAUCCUUAUCUGAAUAUGUUUAAAGUUUUAUUAGGAUUUAUUGAAAAGGAUAAUGAUCUAGAUGAAUCAGAGGCAAAAAAAUUAGAAAUGAUUAUUGGAGCUUUAUUAGAAAAAUAAAUAAUGUAAUUUUUAGAAUAUGAAGAUAAUUUAUUUUAAUCUUAAAACUCUGAAAUUAUCAAAAAAAUACUCGUUGCUAUAUAACAGGAAGGAAAAGUAUAUAAAGAUAUUUCAACUGAAUUAUGUUCUCUCACCUUUGAUUAAAAAAUGUUUAUUAAGAUAUGUACUAUUCAAACAAAGGAAAAAGCAUUAGAAAAUAUCAGAAAAUAGAUUUCAUUGUUAUUUUAUUGUGAGAACUUAAAAUGGGAAUAAAAAUUGGAGAUGAAAAAUAUAGAUUAAAAUAUUCUUAAGUAUCAUGGAUUUGAAAGUUUAUACUUUAGCAUAAUCUUCUACUUUUGGCAAUAAUACUGUUAUCAAAAAUAUGUUGAAUUGAAUCAAUUUCAAAUUAAUUUAAAAAAAUUGACUAAAAUUGAAUAAAAAUCUAAAUUAAUAAAGGGUUUUAUUUCUAAAGCAAAAUAAAAUAGUUAAGAUUAAAUUUAUCUGUUUAUGAUCCAUCAUUCAAUACAAUUUUCAUCUGAAAAAAAAGAAUAUAUUAUUGAUGAAGAAAAAAUAUAAAACUAUUAUGAAUUUUAGCAAAAUAAUUAUAAUUAAAUUUGUACUGUAUUUGGACGCAGAAUAGAAAAUUUUUUAUAAACUGAUUUAUAUUGUUAAUUAAACAAUUUAAGAUUUAUACCUUUAUUUAAUUUGAGAAAGAUAAUCUAAUAAAGUAAAUAAAAUGAAUAUGUUGAUCAAAUUCAAACCAAACAAUAAAUUGGAAUAAAUUUAGAUAAUGAUAUUACUUAAAUACAACAAAAUAAAUCAAUAAAACAAUGUUCAUAAGAUAUUUUCAAUCAAUGUAUUGAGAAAAAUUUAACAGAAUAAUAAGAUUUUAUUAUUUCACUGUUAUUUUAAAAUCCUUAAAGAGAAUUUUUUAAUUAAACGAUCAAAGAUUUAGUAUUAAAAUUUAUAUUUCAGCAAAGUGAUGACAUUCAUACAUACAUAAAUGAAUUAAUAAAUUAAGAAUAACAUUUAUCAUUUGGAGAGGUUGUAUUAUUAUUAGAAUUGUUGAGUCCAAAAUUUGAAAAAAAUAUAAUAAGUAUCAUAAAACUCUAUAAACUAAAUUAAUCCUUGAAACUUAUUGGGGUAGUAUUUUGCUUAAUUUAAUUUUUUACAGUUAAUUAAUAAUUAGUAGGAAAGCAAGAAAAAUUAUCAAUAAAAGAAUCAUUAUAAUUAUCAGAAGAAUUAAUCAUGUAGUUAUUAUAAUUAAAUGAAAAAGAGUUACUUUCACUUAAAAUUCUGUUUGGAAAGAAAAAAUUCUAAAUACUUUUAGUGGCUGUAGUCAAUUAAUAUUUAAUUUCAAACAUUAAAGCUAAGACUUAUUACAUGAAAAUUCUAAAAAUAUUAGUCCCAAUAUGUCCAGGAAAAUAUCAUGUUUCAAUUUAAACAUUCAGAAUCUUAUUUUUCAGUAUAAGACCUGGGUUAUUGAAUUACUUAUUCUCAUUAAGUAAAAAAAAAAACAUUACACAAGAUGAUUUUAAAAAAACCUUAAUAAUAAUUUUUACAAUUAUGGUAAAUAAGAAUCAAUAGACCUCAAAAUUUAUACUGUCUAACCUACAUUAUUUCUUUACUCAGUCUUGUUAUGAUUUCGAUUAGAUUUGGAGAACUAGACAAAUGUAAGUUAUGGAUAAGCAUAAUUUUAAGUUUAACCUAAUUAAAUUCUUAAAUUCCAGAUACCUGAUCAAAAGUUUGGUGGAAGAAUGCUUUUCUCUAUUUAAGGAGAAUCCUCAAUUUUAUAAGGAAUACCUGGGAAAAGUAAAUUAUUUUAAAAAUAUCUAAAUACAUUCUGUUUAUUUUCUCCAAAAAAAUAUAAUUGAUUAAUGCCCAUCAGAUGGUUGCUUUUCACUUGAAGAUUUCAAUAUCUCAUUAACUGAAACAUCAUCCCAAUAAGAGAAGAAAAUUGUGUAGGAUUGGAUGGAAAAUAUAAAGGAUACACAAAAAUUUAAAUAACUAAUUCCGUUUUUUUUUAACAUUAUUAAGAGAGGGGAGUCAUCAAAAAAGUUAUUGUCAAUAAUCACAACAUUCAAAAACUAAAAUAAAGAGUCUAUAAAAAUUAUCAGCAAUAUGAAAGCAUUGUUUUAAUUAUUUUAUAACAAUUCUAAUGAUGAACUUAAGGUUAUGUUACUUAAACUCUACCAAAAUAUGUAUCCUGUCCCUUUAAUUUUUCAAAAUCCAUCUUUAUAAACUGCUAAAGAAGAAAUUGAUUUAUAUGGAUUUAAUGAGAAACUGUAUUAUGUAUUUUAAACAUCUUUUCCUAUCAUUAAUUUUUCCUUAAGCUAAAAGUAAGCUUAAAUAGGGAAGACAGAGUUAAUAAAUUAAUUGUUUUACUAAUAGGAUAAAUUUGAGACAUAGGAUACUUGCCAAUUAAAUAACAAUACUAUUGAUAUAAUGUUUGAUACAUAAUUUAAUGGAUCAAGAAAUUUUAGUGUUGCUGAUGCUCAUGGCUAAUUUCCAAUAGAAUUAUUAGUUAAAAUUUUGCCAUUAUUCCGAAUGUGGAUUCUACAAUUUGAUUCAGAAUAUGAACUUAUUGAAAAUUAUAGAAAGUUAUAGGAAAUCAAGAAAAGCCUGCCUAAACAAAAUUCUACAAUAUGUUUUAUUAUAAGAAAUUACAAAGGAGAGUUAGAAGAGAAUAUUAUUAAUGAAGAAUUAAAGAAAAAUUUAGAGCAGUUGAAAAAAGAUGGAAUAAAAGUACAUAAAAUAAUUGAUUUGGCUUAGAAAGGUUUGGAUAAAUCUUUAAAAGAGUAAGAAUUGUAACUUGCCUAAUCUUUUAUUUUCAAUGAGAUCACUAAAGUAAAUUAACAAUAAUCAUUAGUCACUAAUUAAGAUUUUUUAGGAAUAAUAUAAAAAUUUGAUUCAAAAGAAAAAAAUAUCUCUCAUUAAUUUUUAUAAGACAGGGUUAUCAUUAAAGAUUUAGAAAAUGAACUAAAUAGAUUGGUUUAAACACCUUUGGGAUUUUAUGAUUAAGAAGCUUUUCCAAUCAGAUCCAUAGAAUACCAAUUAAAGAUUUUAAAAGAAAAAGAAAUCUAAUUGAUUCAAUAAAAAAAUAAUACAAGUUAAAUUUAAACAAACAACUAAAAGGAGUUUGACAAAAAUCAAGAUAACAAAGAAUAUGAAGAAACAAAGUAAUAAAUAAUCAAAUUAGAAGAUUCAAUUAAGAACGCUGAAUUAUCAAACCUUUUAAAUAUGUUUUGUAAAAUAUUUGACUAAAGCUCAUACUAUAUUUUAUAUUUAUAAUUUACAGAUUAAGUUAGAAAAUUUAAUGAACGUAACACUUAUGAAUUGUAGGAAAAAAAUCAAAUUAUUAAUGAAAAAUUGAUGAAACUUAAAAAAGACAGGGAUUAAAUAAAGCUUAAAAAGAAUGAAACUAAUAAAGAAGCUUCAUCAAUAAUAAAUUAUGAUGGAAAAAAUAAAAUAUAUAAAAAAUAACAAGAUGAACUAAAGCAGGAACUAAAAUAAAAUUUGGAAAAUAUAGCAUUCAGAAAUAUUGGGAUAGAAAUGUUUUGGAGGGAGCUGAUUGCAAUUAAUUAAAGAAGUUUGGCUAAUAAAUAAAUUGAUCCAGCAGAUAAAGUAUAUGAAAUGAUUAAAAAAGGGGAACCUUUUGAAUUUCUAGACGGAGAUUCUCUUUAGAUAAAUGCAAAAUUUUUGGAUGAACUUAAAAAUAAAUUCACAAAUUCGGGAAAAGAGAAGGUUUUAGUAUUAAGUGUUUUAGGACCUUAAAGUUCAGGAAAAUCUACUAUUUUAAAUAAAAUAUUUGGAUGCCAUUUUUGGACAAGUGUUGGUAGAUGUACAAAAGGUAUUUAUUUAAAUUUGUUGAAAAUCUAAUUUAAAGAAUACUUUAAUAAUUUAUUUGAUUAUAUAUUAAUACUUGAUUCAGAAGGAUUAUAGAAUCCAAAUCAGAUUGAUCCUGAGUUUGAUAAAAAAAUUGCUCUUUUUGUCUUGGCAAUAAGUGAUAUCAUUUUGAUAAAUGUUAAAGGAGAUAUACAUCAACAAUUUAAAAAUUUGGUUGAAAUGUGCAUUUUUACUUUAGUAUCUAUGAAAUCUAAUCUCUCUUCUAUAAAGUAAUUAAGUUGGUGUUUUAAUUAAAAUAACGAUGCUAACAAUUUUGCUCCAUUUUUAAACUAAAUACAAGGAAUUGCCAAUAGUUUAAAUUUAGAAUAUAAUAAUGAGUAAGAUGCAAAAAAUUAAGCCAUUGAUUAUAAUGAAUUUUUAAAUAUUUCGAAAGAAAAUAUUUAAAUAUUAGGAUUUGCAUGUAUUGAGAAAUUAUGGAGAAAGAAUGAAAGUUUAGGUAUUAUUAACGAUUGGAGAUAAUUAAUAAUAAAUGAAACAUUUUCCGAAGAAGCUUAUCUUUAUGGAAUAAGAAUGAUUAAGAAUUUUAUAAUAAAGUUUUAAUCAUAAACUGACACCUCCCAAAUGUAAAGUUUAAGUUUGUUCAUAUAAAAUAUAAAUACUAAUUGGUAAACUAUUUGUAAUUUACCAGAUUUAUUGGAAUUUGCUGAAUUAAUCUAAUACAAACAAGAUUAAUUGAUGAAAAAUAAAUUUGAACAAAUUUAUGAUGAUUAAAAUUUUAGUUUUAAGAAUGAAAUAGCAAAUGAAAUAAAUGAUAAAAUUCGCAGUAACCCUGUAAAAAACUUGACCUUUUUUAAUAAAAUUUAAGAUGAAAAAAAUGAAGAUCUUAGAAUAAGGUUUAGCUAAAUUGAACAAGAUAUAUAAGAUAAACUACUAGCAUUUAAAUAAGAUAAACAAAUUUAAAAGAAGAUUUACUUGAAAUAUUUAAAGCAAUUAAGCCAACGUAUAAAUAGUUCCUUAAAAGAUUCAGAAGUAAUCGUAUUUGAAGAAAUAAAAAAUAUUGAAAGAGAGUAUCAAAACAAAAGGGGAUUUAAGUCACUUGAUGACUUUAUUCUUGGAAUUAGCAAAGAUCCAGAUUAAUUAGCUUAAUUCAAAGAAAAUGAGGGUGAAAUUAAAGCUGCAUUUAAUAAAUUAUGGGGGGAUAUUACAAGAGAAUCAGAGCAAAAGCAAAGUGAAAUAUUACAAGAAUAUUCUACCAAGCAAUAUUAAUGCAUUUCUUCUUCAUUCAAUGAAUACAAAUUAAACACAUAAAAUGAAUAAUUAUAUAUAACCUCAUUUCUUGAGAAUAUUAAUAAUAAUUCCCCUUUUCGAUAAGAUUUCGAUGAAAGAAUGUAAAUUUAUAAUAUUUUUGAAAAAGAAUUAAAAAGUUAGGUUUAAUUUCGACCAAUUUUUAACACAAAAGAAACAAUGAGAUAUGGAGAGGUAUUCCUUUAAAAUUUAGAAGAUCGGAUGAAAAGACCUAAUACUAAAUAUGAUGUAAUGGAUAUCAAAAAUUAUUACUAAUUUUAAAUCAAAGUUUAUUAUGUUGAAAAAAAAACUUUGGAUGAUUACAUUAAAAAAGAUAAAAAAGAUAAAAAAGAGGGAUUNUUUAGAAUAUAAUAAUGA
Molecule: messenger RNA, 6069 nt
Organism: Paramecium primaurelia
Lineage: Eukaryota; Ciliophora; Oligohymenophorea; Peniculida; Parameciidae
Source: the annotation of a GenBank genome assembly